Messenger RNA from Oryzias melastigma (Indian medaka), 1404 nucleotides. RefSeq names its product ferredoxin 2 (gene fdx2). Lineage: Eukaryota; Metazoa; Chordata; Actinopteri; Beloniformes; Adrianichthyidae. Gene Ontology annotation, molecular function: 2 iron, 2 sulfur cluster binding. Bases 44 to 631 code for a protein of 195 amino acids. The record is from RefSeq and is a predicted model, not a curated record. The transcript has 5 exons. Gene Ontology annotation, cellular component: mitochondrion. Gene Ontology annotation, biological process: P450-containing electron transport chain; positive regulation of oxidoreductase activity.
UUUUCCUAUUGGCUAUUGUCAGUCAUGUGACCAAAACACAGCGAUGGCGGCGUCCGCUGCAGUUCGGACGAGCAUGGGGCUGACUUUGAGGUUGUCUCGAGUUAUUCCAGAUUGUAGCACGUGCCCGUUGUACAGAUUAAAGAGCUGUGUGAACAGCAGCACCAGUUUGCAGAGGAGGGGCUCUUUUGACAGUUUCCGGACCAUAAAUCGACAUUUACAGACGACUAUAGGUCUUUGUGGGGAAGAGGACAGCUCCACUGCAGAGGACACAGAGGAAGUGGUCAACGUGGUGUACAUAGACCGGUCCGGCCGGAGGAUUCCAGUGAAGGCCAAAGUGGGAGAUAAUGUUCUGUAUUUGGCUCACAAACAUGGAAUUGAUCUAGAAGGAGCUUGUGAGGCAUCUCUGGCCUGUUCGACGUGCCAUGUUUACGUGAGCGACGGCCAUUUUGACAAACUGCCAGAGCCUGAAGAGACGGAGGAUGACAUGCUCGAUAUGGCGCCCAUGCUUCAGGAGAACUCACGCCUGGGGUGUCAGAUCGUUCUCACACCAGAACUCGAUGGCAUUGAGUUGACUCUUCCCAAAAUCACCAGGAACUUCUACGUUGACGGUCACGUUCCGAAGCCGCACUGAGUCAAGGGGUUGACGAAGAACGGAGUCCAAAAUGCAGGAGUUGUUGUGAGAAAGACAGGUGGACGUCCCGGAUUGAGAGUGACGGAGAAAGGCAGAAAGUGAUGAGUUUAAUGUCAGCAUAGACUUGCAGCUGAGAUCAGGCAGAGUUGGACACUACGUAUCCUCUGAGGUGACAAAUGGUUAUAUGCAAAAAAAAGAAGUGAGGGUUGAACUGAUAAUGCAUCUGUUUGUAUCUCAGGCCAUCUUAAAGACAUUCUCACAGACUGCUCACUGUUGAAACCACGCACACUGCCAAGCAGGUUCAGUCUCCACACUACUGGAUGGAGCAUUCCUUUUUACAGCUUAUAUACGCACAAAUAUGUUGACCAGUACACAUGUCAUAGCAUUCUCCGUGUUUGUUCAUUUAAAAGCAGUGUUUUAUCAAAGUAGCCUCAAGUCACAGUUUGACAAAAGAGCCAUAAAGAGAAACAUAAUUCAUGUAAUAAAGUGGACUAUUUACAAGACAAUUACAGAAAUUAUGAAGUAGAAACGUAACAUUUCAAAAUAAUGUUAAUGCUGGAGCAUUUUUCCUUGUCGCUGAUGGGGAUGAGACUUGAUUAGUAAACAGGAUUCAGGUGUUUGGAUCCAAAGCAGGAAGCUUUACCAGUUUACUCUUCAGCAUACUGUAUGGACGUGGGUUUAUUUUCUUGUGCAAAAAAAAUCUAAGUGUGUCUUAAUUGCAAACAUUUCAAGUUGUGCAAUAAAAUUAUGCUGAAAUAAAUGAGUUCUAAACA